AUGGCUGCGGCGGCGUCGCCUGCUCGACAUUCGCCAGCCCAGCAGACCAUCAGCCCCGAAUCCAUGCACUUGACCAUGCCCGCGAUGCCUCCCAUUCGAUCUCCGGUGACCUCUAUAGCACCUAAGCCCGUCCGACAAGCACCGAGCCCGGCCAUUAGCCACAGUCCAGCCAUCAGCAAGAGUCCGGCGCCCCAAGACGAUGAUCAACUCACCAGCCCUAUCGGCGAGGUCGUCGAGCAUAUCAAAACGAUCACCCUCUGUUUCCGGGAGGCCUUUGGUAGCCGACACGGCGUCGAUGCUCGUCUGCGUUGCGGAAGAGUGCUUUGCCAAAGCGCGGGGAACCUGCAAGAUGUCGUGGCGUCCUCAUCGGGGGCGGCCGUAUCGGAGUAUCAAAAGCUCAUUGCUACGGGGCUCUCGUGCCUGGAAAGCACUCUACAGAGCAGUCGUCUUACUCCUCGACAGGAAGCCAAGAUCCGGCUCCGGUAUGCUUCAAUCUUGUAUGAAGAUACGGAGAGUUUGAUGGAGGCCGAGACGGCGCUUUCGAAGGGCAUUAAACUUUGUGACAAGCAUCGGUUCCUGGAUCUCAAGUACUCCAUGGCUUACUUGCAGGCAAAGCUUUUGUUCCAGAGGGGCCAUACCAAGGGCGCUCUUCACGCGGCGGACCGCAUGAUCAGCGAGAUUGCGUCACGCCACGUGCACUGGAACUACGCCUUCCGCUUUUUAAAGGCCUCGUUCUACCUACAGUCGGGGAGUUCGUCCGAUGGGGCAGCACUGGAAAACCUAAGAACGAUAGGGACGUUCGCCAACGGCAGGGGGACUACGCGCUGGAAGCCUUUGCUUCUCUCCUCGAAGGCCUUGCUCUCCUCGGGAUGA
Messenger RNA from Parascedosporium putredinis, 873 nucleotides. The record is from the annotation of a GenBank genome assembly. NCBI's taxonomy places the organism in Eukaryota, Fungi, Ascomycota, Sordariomycetes, Microascales, Microascaceae.